CUGUUUAUGUGCAAUUCUGAGCAGGUUUCCCUUGUUUUGAUUUUGGACUGUUUCCUGUGAAAGAAAGUUAGCUGCUUGCCUUAACACUUCACUUGUUUUCUGGAUUACCCUCGACGUUGUUUGUUGCAGUUUUGACCUUCUGACCAUUCUUCAAUAAAAGCUGCAUUUGGAAGCUCCACCACCAUUCUGGAGGCUCUUCUAAUGAUUCCUCGCUUUGGACAGUGCUCUGAUGCUUGGAUCUGCAGAGUGGCUGGCUGCAUCUUGCUUGGCUUCAGUCCGACCAUCCGUUCGCUCGCAAUGAAUCAUCCAGGCUUGUCACACCACAACUGAAUCACUGGAGCCAAUCACCUGUGAUGGAUAAACAGGAAUCGUUCUUCGUUGGACACAAAUCCCAUCGUUGCAGUCAAAAUCGCUCAGUAUCCCAAAUUCACCAACGAACAAGUCGUCUAUCAGAGUGUUACACAGUUCCUCUUCAGUGGCCUCAUGGGAUAGUUUGGCACAACAACAACUCACUCUUAAAGGGAUUGGAAGCAGGGAAUGGCCAGUCGGUGCAGACGGACCCCAGUAAGUCUGGAUUUGUGGGGGAUACAGUGGAGCUGAAAUGUCUCUUCAUCAACGGCAAGCCACCAGUGAAGAUCUCUCAAGUCACCUGGCAAAAGCUGAUAAAUGGCACCAAACAAAACGUGGCUAUUGCUAACCCAGCAUUGGGAGUAUCAGUUUUGACCCCUUUCAAAGAUCGUGUGAGUUUCAAGCAUCCCGCCGUGCGCCAGCGGACCCCUUCUUCCCUUGAGGAUACCACCAUUGUGUUCAGCAGUCUACGGCUCUCUGACGAGGCGGCCUACAUCUGUGAAUACACCACCUUCCCAGCAGGCAACAGGGAGAAUAUGGUCAACCUCACUGUCUUUGCACGGCCAGUGACCAAGAUGACUUUGACUUCACCCACCAUCGUGGCAAGGACCCCAAAACGCAAGAUGCCCGUGGCCACCUGCAUGUCGGCCAAUGGCAAGCCUCCCAGCGUCAUCAAAUGGGACACAACAUUGAAAGGAGAGGCCACGUUUCAGGAAACACGCAAUCCCAAUGGCACUGUGACUGUGCGCAGUAACUACAUCGUGCUGCCCAGCCGUGAAACCCACCGACAGAAGCUCACCUGCAUCGUCACCUACCGUUCUGAGCGAUUCACCGACAGCGUCAUACUCAACGUGCAGCCAGCCGUCACUAUAUUCCAGUUGAAACUGUUGAACGGAUCGCUUCCUAACAACAUAGAAAUCAAGAACAACACCCUGUUCUUCAAAGGCCCUGUGACCUACGAGCUUGGCGGGACUUACGUCUGUGAGGCUACCAAUAGCAUCGGCACACGUUCUGGACUAGUAGAAGUCAACGUGACGGAACUCCCUAACAUCCCCUUUGAUGAGCGUGAGAUCCCAGCGGAGCUGCAUAGUUCCGGCGCUGCCAUCGGUGGUGCGGUUGGUGGAGUAGCCCUGCUGGUGGCCGCCAUCGCACUGCUGGUCUUCUUCCUGCGGCGUCGCCAGCGCACCUUUAAGGGCGACUACAGCACCAAGAAACAUGUGUUUGGGAAUGGAUACAGCAAGGCUGGCGGGAUGCCCGCCCAUCCUCCAAUGCCCAAGAACCUGCAGUACCCCGAUGACUCGGACGAUGAAAAGAAGCCAGCUCAAAUAAGUGGGCCUGGUGGCUUCGAGAGCGGCGAUCGGGAUUUCGACGGCAACUCUGAGGAUUUGAAGAGACCCUAUUUCACUGUAGACGAAGGCGAAAGUCGCGAUUACGAUGAACGGACUCUCGCCUUCCAGUACGACCCUGAGCCAGAGAUCGCCGACGACAUGGUCUCCCAAACCGACGGCUCUGUUAUUUCAAAGAAGGAGUGGUAUGUGUAGAGCGGCAUGGGAAAAAAGAUCGACCUUUUGCCCUCUCCUGCAUCCGACCACAUCCACCCACCUCCAUCACUUGAACCCUCCCUCCAUGUGUUUACCCCGAUCUGCACAUCCCACCACCCCUGACCCAGUAACCUCCGCCCCAUCAGAGAUAAACAGCUGUAGAAAAAUAGCUCGCAUCAUCGACACGUCUGCGUCAUCACACAUCCACAUGCUUUUAGAUGAACCUGCUACAGCAGAAAGAGGUUUCCUCAAUGACUGAUGCCAAUCAACAUCCAGCAAGGCUGGACCGGCAGGUCGCUUGAAAAUAUUACAGUGUAUUAUCCUUUUUGUCUCAUUUUGUUGUUAUUAUAAAUGUAUUAAAUGUAUAAAAAGAGACUGUAAUUGUUUUGGAAAGGGGUAUAUUGCUGAUCAUGUUGUGAAAGUCUUACACUGGAUGUACGAUUAUUCUUUUUUAUUCUUUGUUAGUCUUUUUUUAAAUCUCAUUAGCAUAUUACCAUUUCUUGUUUUGCAUUAAUAGUUUUUUAUAUAGUUAUGGUUUUAUAUGGAGUGUUGGUUAUCAAAAGAUGUGGAA
Molecule: messenger RNA, 2460 nt
Organism: Danio rerio (zebrafish)
Lineage: Eukaryota; Metazoa; Chordata; Actinopteri; Cypriniformes; Danionidae
Gene: nectin1b
Product: nectin cell adhesion molecule 1b
Biological process (GO): symbiont entry into host cell
Cellular component (GO): plasma membrane; adherens junction
Molecular function (GO): virus receptor activity
Source: RefSeq, marked provisional